CCCCGCCCCACCCCGCCCGCCAAGGCGGGCGCUGCCCACCCCGCGGAGCCCAGCGGCGUGCCGAGGCUACAAGUGCGGCGGCUGGUGAUUGGGGGACUUUCUCCGGGAGCCUUGCGGGGACAACGCGCGGUGCUCCAGCCGCACCGGGUGGCCGAAGUAGAAGACUUUCCGGAAGCUGCUGGGGGAUGUCUGACUAGCGUUCAUGGAGCUCUACUCCCUUGCUAAGAAGAGCAACCAGGCAGACCUCUGUGAUGCCAGGGACUGGAGUUCAAGAGGGCUUCCUGGUGGCCAGGCAGAUACAGCAGCCACAAGAGCUGCUCUCUGCUGUCAGAGACAGUGUGAGUCCACCCCAAGAGCAACUGAAAUGGAAGGGUCUAAACUUAGUCCUUCUCCAGCAUCCCCUUCCUCCUCUCUGCAAAACAGGACCCUUCUUCCAGACGCCUUUCCACCAGGACCUCUCCACUCAGGGAACAACCAAAUAACAGCAGAACAGAAAGUCUGUAACUGCUGCAGCCAGGAAUUAGAAACUUCUUUUACCUAUGUGGACAAAAACAUCAACUUGGAGCUGCGGAACCAGAGCUCGCCAUCAGUAAAAGGGCAUGAUCACCCUGGGGAGCUUGGCUGGGAAAAUCCAAACGAGUGGUCCCAAGAGGCUGCCAUAUCUUUGAUAUCUGAAGAGGAGGACGAUACAAGUUCCGAAGCCAUAUCUUCAGGGAAGUCAAUAGACUAUGGUUUCAUCAGCGCCAUCUUGUUCUUGGUCACUGGCAUCCUGCUGGUGAUCAUCUCUUACAUCGUCCCCCGGGAAGUGACAGUGGACCCCAACACUGUGGCAGCCCGGGAGAUGGAGCGCUUGGAGAAGGAAAGUGCAAGGCUGGGGGCUCACCUGGACCGCUGUGUGAUUGCAGGGCUCUGCCUCCUCACGCUGGGGGGCGUCGUACUGUCCUGCUUGCUAAUGAUGUCCAUGUGGAAGGGGGAGCUCUAUCGUCGAAACAGAUUUGCCUCUUCCAAAGAGUCUGCAAAACUCUAUGGUUCUUUCAACUUCAGGAUGAAGACCAGCACGAAUGAAAACACUCUGGAACUGUCCUUGGUAGAGGAAGAUGCGCUUGCCGUACAGAGUUAAUUCUGGUUGUGGACAUCUUGAGAGUCUGCCUUGGCAUUUUAUAGUAUGAAAAAAGAAGUUAAUUUGUAAAAAAAAAAAAAAAAAAAGAAAAAAAAAAUUCACAGUGCAAUUUAUUUGCCUGGCAAGAAAAGUUUAAUUCACAAACCAACAGCCAAUGAGUGAUUUUGUUCUCCAUGUGUCUUCUAUUUAGAAGAAAAGUCAUGUAAGAUGUAUAAGAAACCACAACCAGCCACACCUAUCCUUCUGAAGAGCUCUCGAAGGCUAAUUGAUCUGUAAUGGCCAAGAACUUCUACUUCAAUAGAAAAAUAUUUCUAAUGAUUCAGUACACAAAUAUAUGAUAUUACUCUUUGGACACUAGGUGGUCCUACGCAUAGUCAGAUCAAUUGCUAUUUUGUGAAAAAGAACUAAGCACUAAUCAAUAAUAAGGCUUACAUUUAAUUCUCAAUGGUGCUUAUCCAUUUUCUUGCUAAAUUACCCUCCUUGUUAUUUGGCUAAACACUAAAAUAUGGAGUUUUGAGUUUGAAUAUUUUGAAGUUUGAGGAUGUUGGGCUAUUUUUUAUUGUAAAAAACACUAUGUUUGAAAUUAUUCCUGUAUUCAAAAAUGGCAAUUAAGUCAUUAGGAUAAACUUUCUAAUAAAAGAAAAUUACGUAAA
Messenger RNA from Cebus imitator (Panamanian white-faced capuchin), 1773 nucleotides. It is a transcript of the gene TMEM74, whose product is annotated as transmembrane protein 74. Bases 203 to 1120 code for a protein of 305 amino acids. The record is from RefSeq and is a predicted model, not a curated record. The transcript has 2 exons. NCBI's taxonomy places the organism in Eukaryota, Metazoa, Chordata, Mammalia, Primates, Cebidae.